Molecule: messenger RNA, 1065 nt
Organism: Nycticebus coucang (slow loris)
Lineage: Eukaryota; Metazoa; Chordata; Mammalia; Primates; Lorisidae
Product: proteasome activator complex subunit 3-like
Exons: 1
Coding region: 1-741 (246 amino acids)
Biological process (GO): positive regulation of endopeptidase activity; regulation of proteasomal protein catabolic process; regulation of G1/S transition of mitotic cell cycle
Cellular component (GO): nucleoplasm; cytoplasm; proteasome activator complex
Molecular function (GO): endopeptidase activator activity
Source: RefSeq, a predicted model, not a curated record
AUGGCUUCCCCGCUGAAGCUAGAACAGGACAUGCAGGGGAAAGUAGACUCAUUUCGGGCCCGGAUUGCACAGGAGGCCGAGGAUCUCGUGUCCACCUUCUUCCCUCAGAAGCUUUCGGAGCUGGAUAGCCGAGUCCAGGAGCUCCGUCUGCAGGACCUGUCCAGAAUCCGUUCAGUGCCAGCCCUGGAGCCCCCUUCCGCCCCAGACACCGCGGGGGAUGGGCCCAACAGGGACCCGCCGCCUCUCCAGACCCAGUCCUCAGUCAAGGUGCCGGUACUACCCGGCCGCGAGGGACAGCUGCUGCGGAGCAACCAGCAUCUAGUGGAGUUAAUUGAGCGGGUCAAACCUGAGAUCGAGCUGCUGAGAGAAAAAUGCAACACAGUCAGGAUGUGGGUACAGCUGCUCAUCCCCAAGGUGGAGGAUGGCAACAAUUUCGGAGUGUCUAUUCAGGAGGACACCGUGGACCAGCUGUGGACCGUGGAGAGCACAGCGGCCUCCUAUCUACGUCGCUUCUCCACUUACUACAACACCCGGGCCAAGUUGGUAUCCAAGAUAGUGAAGUACCCCCAAGUGGAAGAUUAUCGUCGCACUGUAGCGGAGGUCGAUGAAAACGAGUACCUGAGUGUGCGCCAGAUCCUGCUGCACGUGCGGAACCAGUAUGCCACCUUGCAUGAUGUAAUUCUCAAAAACAUUGAGAAAAUCAAGACCCCUCGGAGCACCAACACCGAUAAUCUGUACUGAGGACCUUCCACUACCCCACUUCCCAUCAGGAGUUGGCCGAGCUGCUUAAGCAGCUAGCAGGCUGGUUAUUAAUGACUAUACUGGUGAUGAAACGACUGGAAAUGUGCAUUACCAUUUAGUUAGACUUUCAUACAGCUUAUCCUCAUACUGAAUCCUCUUUUGGUGUAAUUAUUAUUUGACUUUCUUUUCUUGGGGAAAAUAGGGACAAACCAUCUGGUAACAUGUGUGAAGGUUGGCCAAGGAGAAAGGACUGCCAUUUUUAAAAGCAGUUUUGUAGACGAAUGUUGGCAAAGAUUUCUUUAUUAUGACAUUGGUGACAUUGAA